CCUAAUUUGCAGAGUUAAGAUGGGGUUUAUGAAAGGUAUUGCCCCUAUAAGAAGAACGACGAAAUAUCUCUCAAAUUCUCCGCUGACCUUCAAACCCAGAGUGAAGAUAAUGACCGUGAACUUUAAUGAUGCUCAGACUGAAGAGAAUCAUCAGGGAGCUAGAGAUUUUGUUUUCUGGAACCUUCCUCAGGUUCAGUAUAAAAACCCUGAUGUUCAGAUCCUCACCUUUAAAAAUAUGACUCCAAGUCCUUUUAUAACCUGCUUUCUAGAGGACAAUACCAAAGUUUAUUUCGAUGUAGACUCUCAGAGCAAUAAAGAUAUUUUGGAUCGAUUAGUUAAAACAUUGGGGAAAUCUAAAGAGGUGCUUGAGGAAGAAGCUGUUGCCUCCGAGGCUAAGUCAAAUCCUGCAAAUUUCUGUCGUCGACUUGGUUUCUCCCGCCAUUGCAUCUGCGAAAUGCCGGGACAAAUUCCUUGUUCUUCACUUGUUCCUGUUCCACGGCAUUGGCGCGGCAAGUGGUACAACCAAGGACAUCGAUGGGAGUCGGACGAUUAAUAAAUAUUGUAAUUUCAGAA
Eurytemora carolleeae is the source of this 573-nucleotide messenger RNA. RefSeq names its product probable 28S ribosomal protein S25, mitochondrial (gene mRpS25). NCBI's taxonomy places the organism in Eukaryota, Metazoa, Arthropoda, Copepoda, Calanoida, Temoridae. The coding region runs from base 20 to 553 and encodes 177 amino acids. Gene Ontology annotation, molecular function: structural constituent of ribosome. The record is from RefSeq and is a predicted model, not a curated record. The transcript is spliced from 5 exons. Gene Ontology annotation, cellular component: mitochondrion.